UUGCAUGUGCGUGUGUGUGUGUCAGUGAGUAGAAAGCGCCGGCAGACAGUAAUCGGCUAUAUUCUUUCAGUUCUGUUUCAAACGUCAAGAGAGGAAAUUAAAGAAAAAUUCUUUUUUUGUUUGGUGUCAAAGACUAAGCACCAAAACUAGUUAAUAAUAUAACAGAAAUAACAAGAGGACGCUGCCACAAUGAAGUUGUGCAUAUUAUUGGCUGUCGUGGCCUUUGUGGGCCUCUCACUGGGUGAGGAAAAGAAGGAGAAGGACAAAGAGCUGGGCACCGUUAUUGGCAUCGAUCUGGGCACCACAUACUCAUGCGUUGGCGUUUACAAGAAUGGACGCGUGGAGAUCAUUGCCAACGAUCAGGGUAACCGCAUCACGCCCUCCUAUGUGGCCUUCACGGCCGAUGGCGAGCGUCUGAUUGGUGAUGCCGCCAAAAAUCAAUUGACCACAAAUCCCGAGAACACCGUCUUUGAUGCGAAGCGUUUGAUUGGACGCGAAUGGUCCGAUACGAAUGUGCAGCAUGACAUCAAAUUCUUCCCAUUCAAGGUGGUUGAGAAGAACUCGAAGCCACACAUCAGCGUUGAUACAUCGCAGGGCGCCAAGAUCUUUGCGCCCGAGGAGAUCUCUGCCAUGGUUCUCGGCAAGAUGAAGGAAACCGCCGAAGCCUAUCUCGGCAAGAAGGUCACCCACGCUGUUGUCACUGUGCCCGCGUACUUCAACGAUGCCCAGCGUCAGGCGACAAAGGAUGCGGGUGUCAUUGCCGGUCUGCAGGUGAUGCGCAUCAUCAAUGAGCCGACAGCGGCUGCCAUUGCCUACGGUCUGGACAAGAAAGAGGGCGAGAAGAAUGUGCUCGUUUUCGAUUUGGGCGGCGGCACCUUCGAUGUCUCCCUGCUGACCAUCGAUAAUGGUGUCUUCGAGGUGGUUGCCACCAAUGGUGACACUCACUUGGGUGGCGAAGAUUUCGAUCAGCGUGUCAUGGAUCACUUCAUCAAGCUGUACAAGAAGAAGAAGGGCAAGGAUAUUCGCAAGGACAACCGUGCUGUGCAGAAGCUGCGUCGUGAGGUCGAGAAGGCAAAGCGUGCUCUCUCUGGCUCCCAUCAAGUGCGCAUCGAAAUCGAGUCCUUCUUUGAGGGCGAUGACUUCUCCGAGACGCUGACCCGUGCCAAGUUCGAGGAGCUGAAUCUGGAUCUGUUCCGUUCGACCCUGAAGCCCGUGCAGAAGGUGCUCGAGGAUGCCGAUAUGAACAAGAAGGAUGUCCAUGAAAUUGUUCUGGUUGGUGGCUCCACUCGCAUACCCAAGGUGCAGCAGCUGGUCAAGGACUUCUUUGGCGGCAAGGAACCAUCUCGCGGCAUCAAUCCCGAUGAGGCUGUCGCCUACGGUGCUGCCGUCCAGGCUGGCGUACUCUCCGGCGAACAGGACACGGAUGCCAUCGUUCUGCUCGACGUCAAUCCACUGACCAUGGGCAUUGAGACUGUGGGCGGUGUCAUGACCAAACUGAUUCCACGUAACACAGUCAUUCCCACCAAGAAAUCACAGGUGUUCUCAACGGCCUCCGACAACCAGCACACGGUGACCAUUCAGGUGUACGAGGGUGAGCGUCCGAUGACCAAGGAUAACCAUUUGCUCGGCAAAUUCGAUUUGACCGGCAUUCCGCCAGCACCACGUGGCAUACCACAGAUCGAGGUAUCCUUCGAGAUCGAUGCCAACGGCAUUCUGCAGGUCAGCGCCGAGGACAAGGGCACCGGCAAUAAGGAGAAGAUUGUGAUUACCAACGAUCAGAACCGUUUGACGCCCGAGGAUAUCGAUCGCAUGAUCCACGACGCCGAGAAGUUCGCCGACGAGGACAAGAAGCUGAAGGAGCGCGUCGAAUCGCGCAACGAGCUGGAAUCAUAUGCGUACAGUCUCAAGAACCAGAUCGGCGACAAGGAGAAGCUCGGCGCCAAGCUCAGCGACGACGAGAAGACCAAACUGGAGACGGCCAUCGAUGAGUCCAUCAAAUGGCUCGAACAGAAUCCCGAUGCCGAUCCCGAGGAGUACAAGAAGCAAAAGAAGGAUCUUGAGUCCAUUGUCCAGCCCGUCAUUGCCAAGCUCUACCAGGGCACAGGCGGUGUACCUCCACCAGAGGGCGGCGAGGCUGGCGACGAUCUCAAGGAUGAGCUGUAAGCGCGUCGGCGGCAGAACUAAAUCAGACUGAUUAAGCAAUUAAAACUUGAUUGCAUCCCCCACAACAACAACAACAACAACACAGAACGGCAACAGCAACAAAAACAACAAGAAAAACAACACACACCCCAAAGCAAACGAUAAAGUUUUUACCAGCAACUCACAAUAUCUUAACCUCACGCUAAAUUCCUAGUAGCCACAGUUUUUUCAUUCUUUUUUUAAACUUUUUUUUUUUUUUUUGUUUAGUUUUAAUCUAAUGUUUUUAAAGUAUUCCUUCGGUAGGCAGAGAGUGAGUGGCAGAAAAGAGAGUUGUUGAAAUCGAGAAAGAGGAGAAAGGAAAACAAAGAGAAAAUGAGUAAAGGAAAAGCUUGAAGCAUCUUGUGUGCUCCUCGCAUUCCUCCUAACUUCAAAUGGCCAACAACCGUUAAACAGCAACAAGUAAAAAAUAAAUAAGAAGAAGAUAAACACACAUGCACUGUAUAUUUUUUGAUAAACGCUCGUCAAGUUGAGGAAUCACAAAUCAAUAGGUUAGCCUACAAGUUAUAAACAAACUUAAGAACUUAAAAGAAAUGAAAUGAAAAGAAGAAGAAUAAGAAGAAGAGAAUGUUAUAUGUAUAAGAGCGCGUGACACAGAUAAAGAGAGAGGGAGAGAGAGCGAGAGCGUGCGAGCGCUUCGGGGCAAUUAAAAUGAAGAAGAAGAAGAGUUUUAUGUGUAGCAUCAAACAAUAUAAAAUACAAUACCAAUAUGAAAAUGAAAUACAAGCAAAAAAAUAAAAAAAAUACACAGACAAAACAUUAAAAAAAUAAUAAUAAUAAU
Messenger RNA from Drosophila montana, 2980 nucleotides. RefSeq names its product heat shock protein 70 cognate 3 (gene Hsc70-3). Lineage: Eukaryota; Metazoa; Arthropoda; Insecta; Diptera; Drosophilidae. The record is from RefSeq and is a predicted model, not a curated record. Gene Ontology annotation, cellular component: nucleus; cytoplasm; endoplasmic reticulum lumen. The transcript has 3 exons. Gene Ontology annotation, biological process: endoplasmic reticulum unfolded protein response. The coding region runs from base 190 to 2163 and encodes 657 amino acids. Gene Ontology annotation, molecular function: ATP-dependent protein folding chaperone; ATP binding.